AUGGCAUCUGUGCUUAAGGAUCAGGGGUUACCAGAACCAGAAAUCGGAGUCAAUUACGCAUUUGCGGAAUACUGGAACGGAAAUGCUAUUGAGAAGAUGUGCAACGGGGGUGCUCAUGCUGUCAUUAUUGUGGGCCAGUUUCGGUCUGGUCCUUACAGUAAAGACUUCCAGGGAUAUGCAUUCGACCUUGAUACUGCGCUUGAUGCAACGUUCAAGAAGGGCGUACGAGCUAACUACCGAGCACGGGUGUGGGAGCCGUUUACGUCUAUGCAUAAACAAGCCAAGAUUAAUGCACUAGGGCGAGUUCGGCAGGAUAUGAGCAUUGAAAAGCUUAGUGAGCUUGUCAUAGACAAAAGUACAAUCUACUUUGAACGGUACCCUGAGUAUGAUUUACUGGUGAACAACUGUGGACAGUAUGUAAACUACAUCAUGGGGGUUAUUGGGACGGAAUUCCACGCCUAUGGGGACCUGCCCGGAGAAAAGAAAAGGAAUAAGAGAAGAGACGGUCGUGCCGUAGAGUCUGUAGCCUACCUAACCAAUAUGAGGCGCGGUUCGGACCCCGACCCGCGCUACAAUAGGCUUAGCGUUAGGGUUACGUGUCCCGAUUAA
Molecule: messenger RNA, 609 nt
Organism: Alternaria rosae
Lineage: Eukaryota; Fungi; Ascomycota; Dothideomycetes; Pleosporales; Pleosporaceae
Exons: 3
Coding region: 1-609 (202 amino acids)
Source: RefSeq, a predicted model, not a curated record